This is a messenger RNA of Lotus japonicus, 1547 nucleotides long. Its product is annotated as COP9 signalosome complex subunit 4. Bases 162 to 1355 code for a protein of 397 amino acids. Gene Ontology annotation, cellular component: COP9 signalosome; cytosol. The transcript has 15 exons. The record is from RefSeq and is a predicted model, not a curated record. NCBI's taxonomy places the organism in Eukaryota, Viridiplantae, Streptophyta, Magnoliopsida, Fabales, Fabaceae.
CAGUAACGAAAAAAAAGCAAAGAGAGCGGAAAACAAAAACCGAGAGGAGCGAGCAGAAGACGAAGAAGGUGAGUCGAUUGUUGUGGCCGGUGAUUCCAAUUUGCAGUAACCAACGAGUGACUGAGUUAGCGAGUUCUGCAACUCACACAACGCUGUUAGUGAUGGAGAGCGCUUUUGCGAGCGCUUCUGCGAUUACAGACCAGAGGCAAAAGAUUGAGCAAUACAAACAAAUCCUCUCCGCUGUAAUUUCAUCCAAUGAUAUUGCUCAGGCUCGGAGAUUCAUUGAUCACAUGUUAUCAGAUGAUGUUCCGUUAGUAGUGUCACGGCAGCUUCUGCAGACUUUUGCUGAAGAAUUGGGAAGAUUAGGGGCUGGGACGCAGAAAGAGAUUGCGCAUUACACCCUUACUCAGAUUCAGCCUCGUGUUGUGUCAUUCGAAGAGCAGGUUUUAGUUAUUAGAGAGAAACUUGCUGAACUUUAUGAAUCUGAGGAGCAAUGGUCAAAAGCAGCUCAGAUGCUCAGCGGUAUUGAUCUAGAUUCGGGAAUGAGGGUGAUUGAUGAUACAUUCAGGCUGUCGAAAUGUGUUCAAAUUGCUUGUCUAUAUCUUGAGGAUGAUGACGCAGUCAAUGCUGAAGCUUUCAUCAAUAAAGCAUCAUUCUUGGUUAGCAACAGUCAGCAUGAAGUACUGAAUUUAAAGUACAAGGUCUGCUAUGCCAGGAUCUUAGAUAUGAAGAGGAAGUUCUUGGAAGCAGCCUUACGAUAUUAUGAUAUAUCUCAGAUUGAGAAAAGGCAAAUAGGAGAAGAGGAGAUUAAUGAGGAAGCACUUGAGCAAGCUUUAUCUGCUGCUGUUACAUGCACGAUAUUGGCAGCCGCAGGACCUCAACGUUCCCGUGUUCUUGCCACAUUGUACAAAGAUGAACGGUGUUCUAAGUUGAAGAUCUAUCCUAUACUGCAGAAGGUGUAUUUGGAGAGGAUUCUUAGAAAGCCAGAAAUUGAUGCUUUUGCAGAAGAAUUGAAGCCACAUCAGAAAGCUCUUCUUCCUGACAAUUUUACUGUGCUUGACCGUGCUAUGAUUGAGCAUAAUCUUCUGAGUGCAAGCAAACUUUAUACUAAUAUCAGUUUUGAUGAGUUAGGCACGCUGUUGGGGAUACCACCUCACAAGGCCGAGAAGAUAGCAUCAAGAAUGAUUUACGAGGAUAGGAUGAGGGGGUCUAUUGAUCAGGUUGAAGCUAUCAUACAUUUUGACGAUGACACUGAAGAGCUGCAACGUUGGGACCAGCAGAUUGUGGGUCUAUGUCAAGCUCUGAAUGAUGUUCUGGAUAGCAUGGCCAAGAAGGGUGUUCCGGUUCCUGUUUGACAUGGAUGAUUGACAAUUUCUUUGUUCAUACAUUCUUAGUAAAGCAUCCUUUUUUCCUUGGUUGAUUUUUUGUGAACUUCAUUAUAGAUACAGUAACAUUAAUUUCCUCACAUAUUAGAUUCCAGAUUCGGUUUAUCUGAGGGCUCAUUUGGAUUUCGUCACUGCUUCUGCUUAAUGAGUUUCUGAUGUUCA